GCUUCAAUUUUCUCAACCACGGUUUCCUCUCUUCUCUGUCACUGUCACAAGUUACAGUCUGGUCUUCACGGCCUUCUUGGGGAAGAAGCAUUAUCACAGAAAAAGGAAAAGAGAGAAAAUUAAAUCUGGUGCUCCUGAAUUUUCUCGAGAAAAUCUAACAAUCACAUUUCUCGGGGAUUCUCAUGAUCCAAUCAAGCGAAGAUUCUUAGAAUUAGUAAAUAUUUUUUUUUUUCUUAAGCACUUCAGGCUUAAUUUUUGCCUGCUUUCCAUUUUCGACUCCUAAUUUGACUAAUCACCUACCUCAAGGAGUUUACGUCUUCCCAGUUUUUUCCACUUUUCCUUCUUAUAAUCCUUUUUCCAUUGUUUCCUUGCCAAUCAUCGUCCUUUUUAGGGUUGAUUGACUGUUCCAAUUAUCAUUGUUUCAAAUCGAAACGCUGGUUCCUGGUGACUUUAAUUAGACCGGUCACCAUUGCUACUGCUCAUAGUAGCUGGGAAGAGAGCGAAAGAGAGGGGGUUUGAUUUUUUUUGCAAACAAAAUUCGUUAGGGGAAUUCAAGAGUGUAAAGUCGUUUGUGUGCGAUUAGAUUUUUAGCUCCAAUCGCAUACUUUUGUGCUUAUAGUGAUUGCAAUUAAGUGUUCUUUGUCUAGUGAUUAGCUUUUCAAGAAGAAAAGGGGGGGAAACGACAAGGAAGAAAGUGCAAGAAGAUGACUAUCGAAUCGUUGCCAGGAAGCUCAGGGUACUUGGAUUCCUUCCCUGAGAGGAGAAUGUCGUAUUUCAGUAAUCCGUUUGUUUUAAGGUUAACUGUGAUUGCUGGAAUAGGGGGUCUGCUCUUCGGCUAUGAUACAGGUGUUAUUUCAGGUGCCCUUCUGUACAUAAAAGACGAAUUCGAGGUGGUCAAUCAGAGUAGCUUUCUACAGGAAACAAUUGUUAGUAUGGCCCUGGUCGGUGCAAUCAUUGGAGCUGCAUCAGGUGGUUGGAUUAAUGAUGCGUACGGACGCAAGAAGGCUACCCUAAUUGCUGAUAUUGUCUUUGCGGUUGGAUCAAUUGUCAUGGCAGCUGCACCAGAUCCAUAUGUUCUAAUUCUAGGUCGACUUUUAGUUGGCCUUGGUGUAGGUUUAGCGUCUGUCACAGCUCCUGUAUAUAUUGCAGAAGCAUCUCCAUCUGAAGUAAGGGGGGGACUAGUGAGCACAAAUGUUCUGAUGAUAACUGGUGGACAGUUCCUUUCAUAUCUCGUUAAUCUUGCUUUUACUGAGCUUUGCCAGCCUUUUUGUCUCCACCAUCAUGGAAAAAUUACUGUCCUAGAAAAGGUCCCUGGAACAUGGAGGUGGAUGCUUGGAGUUGCAGCUUUGCCGGCUGUGGUUCAGUUCUGUCUUAUGCUCUGUAUGCCUGAAUCACCUCGUUGGCUUUUUAUGAAGGAUGAUAAAGAUAAGGCCAUUAUGGUACUUGCUAAAAUAUAUGACAUUGCUCGAUUGGAGGAUGAAAUUGAUCACCUUUCUGCCUCUUCAGAGGAAGAUCGCCAGAAGCAUAAUAAUGUUAGAUACUUGGAUGUGUUCAAAUCAAAAGAAAUCAGACUUGCAUUUCUUGCUGGGGCUGGCCUUCAGGCUUUUCAGCAGUUCACUGGCAUCAAUACAGUGAUGUACUAUAGCCCAACUAUUGUUCAAAUGGCUGGCUUUAGUUCCAACCAAUUAGCACUUCUCCUUUCCCUCAUUGUUGCUGCAAUGAAUGCUGCUGGAACCAUUCUUGGCAUUUACCUUAUUGAUCAUUUUGGGCGGAAGAAGUUGGCUCUCUCAAGCUUAGCUGGUGUGAUUGUUUCACUCCUUAUCUUGGCUGGGUCAUUCUUUGGCCAAUCAUCUGGUUCUUCAAAUGCACUCUAUGGGUGGCUUGCAGUAUUAGGGCUAGCUUCAUACAUUGGUUUUUUCUCUCCUGGAAUGGGACCGGUUCCAUGGACUGUGAACUCAGAGGUCUACCCUGAGGCUUAUAGAGGCAUAUGUGGUGGAAUGUCGGCUACUGUAAAUUGGGUUUCUAAUUUGAUCGUGGCCCAAACUUUCCUUUCACUUGCCAAUGCGGUGGGAACAGGUGCAACUUUCUUGAUUCUUGCAGUUGUGGCUGUCGUGGCAGUUGUGUUUGUGAUUCUGUUUGUGCCAGAGACUAAAGGGCUCACAUUCGUCGAAGUGGAACAAAUAUGGAAGCAGAGAGCUUGGGGCAGUAGUUAUAACACCGAGAGCCUUCUCGAGCGAGGAAAUGAAACUUCAUAAGCUUGUGAAUAACCCAAUAAUAUCAGCAGCAUCUCAAAUAAAGGUAUUGAAGAGUUUGUAUCUAUCGUAGCUUCCCUGUAUCUAUAAAUGGGAUAUGCAUGGACAGAUUUUGAAAUCAGUUCUGCAUAGUCUUUAAAAUAUUUCUAGGGUUUAAAACUUGAAGAUGGACUUCAGCUUAUUAGAUGCGAGUCAAUUUGGGCAGAAUCCUAGGAUUCUUUUUAUGUGGCACCCUAGGAAAAGCUGCUCCUCUAGAUCUAAGUUCUCUAUUCUAUAAAGUGGGAAGUUGUUUAGAAUUAAAAGACAUGAACUCACAUUCUUGUAUUUGGGUCUAAUGUAAGAUUAUAUGUAAAAGCUGAGUUCCAUCAUUGUGGUAUCCAUUUUGAAAAUGAUAAAUUUACAGUCUAGUUUUCGUG
Molecule: messenger RNA, 2668 nt
Organism: Manihot esculenta (cassava)
Lineage: Eukaryota; Viridiplantae; Streptophyta; Magnoliopsida; Malpighiales; Euphorbiaceae
Product: inositol transporter 1
Exons: 7
Coding region: 705-2255 (516 amino acids)
Biological process (GO): transmembrane transport
Cellular component (GO): membrane
Molecular function (GO): myo-inositol:proton symporter activity
Source: RefSeq, a predicted model, not a curated record